GCCAUCCAUCCAUCCUCUUCAUUUUCCGUUCAGAAACGUGUUGGCACUUCCAUGGAAGCCGAACGGCCAUUUAGAAGCUCAAGAAUACUCGAUGUUCCACCUAUAAAUACUUCACACCAGGUGUUGAACAGAUUUUGAAAUUCGCCACAUUCUUUUGUAAGUUAUGUAUCCUCUCUAGGAGCAUAGAGAUAUAUCUCUUGGAGUUUCAUGGAGACAUAUUUGCUUUUCAAUUGUUUAUCCGGCCAAUUUCCUCCAACAAUCUCAAGAAAGUAAUUCGCGUCGGAUAUGCCUGCACAUAUCAACUCACAAGGCGUUGUCGCCGCACUCAUCGGAGCUAUGUUAUCUCUACUUGUGCGUUGCGAAGUAGCUUGUGAUACACCCGCAUGGGGAGCCGUAUUAAUCGGAUUAACGCUCAGAAAAGUCUUUUGCGUAUAGUGGCUUUUAGGAAUGUCGAAUUUAUCAUUGAGAAGUAUUUUGGAUACAUGCAAGCUCACUGGACCAAACUUUCUGGACUGGGAAAGAAAUGUGCGUUUAGUUCUUAGACAAGAAAAUAUUGAGUAUGUGUUAGACACACCGGUACCCAAGAUUCCUGAUGCCAACUCUCCUGAGUUUGCCACGUUUGACCUGAUUGCUCGAGAGAAACACGUCACUGAUGCUAAAAUUGUGCAAUGUGUUAUGUUGGCUGCAAUGUCUAUGGAGUUGCAAAGACAACACGAUAGGAUGAGUGCCUUCGAGAUGCUUGAACACUUGAAAAGUCUGUUUGAUUCAGAAAGUCAGACUCUAGAGUAUGAACUUCUGACAGACAUUUUCAAGUGUAGGCUUCAAGAGGGUGGCAACGUGUCUGAGCACGUCCUCAAAAUGAUUGGCUUAAUUGAAAGAGUUGCUACCACCAGAAUUAAGUUUGAGGAUCGUGUCUCAGCUGCUAUCAUCCUAUAUUCGCUUCCGAGUUCAUUUACUAACUUCAUUGUGAAUUAUAAUUUGAACAAAACAAAAGCGACCAUGCCUGAACUCCAUAACAUGCUCAAGUCUUAUGAAGCCUCAACCUCUAAAGGAAAGACUGUUCUUAUGGUAAGCUCUAAUGCUAAGUCUCGUUCUAAGAACAAGAAUAAGCAAAAGAAGAAAGGUAAGGUUGGACCUACUCCUACAGCUCUGAAGCCUAAAGGUGGAGGUCAUAUGAAGCCAAAGGUUGCAAAGGAUGUUUGCCUCUACUGCAAAGAGAAGGGGCAUUGGAAGAGAGAUUGUGACCUGUAUAAGGCUAAUCUAGCCAAAGCACCGGGUGCUUCAAGCUCAGAAGCCUGAGAAGCAGUGUAGCAGUUGGACUGGGUAAAAUUGACCUACGCGUGAAGGCUGGAGCAAAAGUUGCUGCUGAACGUGAUAGGAUCUUAUAGUUUAGAUUUGCCUAGUGGUUUUAGAUUAGAAUUAAAUAAUUGUUAUUUUAUUCCUUCUAUUACCAAGAAGAUUAUUUCCAUUCAAAUGUUAGACAUUAAAAGAUUUCUGUUUCCAUUUUGAUAAUAAUAAUUGUUAUUUUCGUAAAAUGGUG
Messenger RNA from Cuscuta europaea, 1540 nucleotides. NCBI's taxonomy places the organism in Eukaryota, Viridiplantae, Streptophyta, Magnoliopsida, Solanales, Convolvulaceae. The record is from the annotation of a GenBank genome assembly.